Microtus ochrogaster (prairie vole) is the source of this 2266-nucleotide messenger RNA. RefSeq names its product protein kinase C zeta (gene Prkcz). Gene Ontology annotation, molecular function: ATP binding; protein binding; protein serine/threonine kinase activity. Lineage: Eukaryota; Metazoa; Chordata; Mammalia; Rodentia; Cricetidae. The record is from RefSeq and is a predicted model, not a curated record. Gene Ontology annotation, biological process: protein phosphorylation.
UGCUGCAGAGCCCGGCGAGGUCCCCGGGAAGCCUCUCCCCUCACUUAGCCUAGCCCUGGGGAGCCUCCGGCAACUGGGCAGUGUGUUGCUGUGACUGGGAUUUUGCAGCCGGGAAUCUGUGUCGUGGUCGGAGGGAACAUGGAUCUCCGCCGCUUCCUCCUCUCCCUGCAUUGCUGCUAGCAGCUGGAUUAGUGGGACCACAAUGGUGAGGUCUGGUCUCCCGCCUGGCACUCAAACAACCAGCACCUGUUUCCAUAAACAAGCGCAUCUCUGGCUGGUCGGCUUACAGGGGCGAGCCUGCCCUGCCUUUCUGAGCGGUGGCUUUGCAUGGGCAGCAGCCUCGUGCUGGAGUCUGGGUGACACGAGAGGGACUGACGUGCACCCGGGUUCUCGGAUGUCGGCAGGCAGUGCAGCCUCGGCGCCCCAUUUUCGGCCCUGAGAUGGUUGGAGAAUCCAUCUACCGCCGUGGGGCCAGAAGAUGGAGGAAGCUAUACCGCGCCAACGGCCACCUCUUCCAAGCCAAGCGCUUUAACCGGAGAGCUUACUGUGGCCAGUGCAGCCAAAGGAUAUGGGGUCUCGCGAGGCAGGGCUACAGGUGCAUCAACUGCAAGCUGCUGGUCCAUAAACGCUGCCACGUGCUCGUCCCGCUGACCUGCAGGAGGCAUAUGGAUUCUGUCAUGCCUUCCCAAGAGCCUCCAGUAGAUGACAAGAACGAUGGUGUAGACCUUCCUUCAGAGGAAACCGAUGGAAUUGCUUAUAUUUCUUCAUCUCGGAAACAUGACAAUAUCAAAGACGAUUCUGAGGACCUUAAGCCUGUCAUCGACGGGGUAGAUGGGAUCAAAAUCUCUCAGGGGCUGGGGCUGCAGGACUUCGACCUCAUCAGAGUUAUCGGGCGUGGGAGCUAUGCCAAGGUCCUCCUGGUGCGGCUGAAGAAGAACGACCAGAUCUAUGCCAUGAAGGUGGUGAAGAAGGAACUAGUCCAUGACGACGAGGAUAUCGACUGGGUGCAGACAGAGAAGCACGUGUUCGAGCAGGCAUCCAGCAACCCCUUCCUGGUUGGCUUACACUCCUGUUUCCAGACAACAAGCCGGUUGUUCCUGGUCAUAGAAUACGUCAACGGCGGGGACCUCAUGUUCCACAUGCAGAGACAGAGGAAGCUACCAGAGGAGCACGCCAGGUUCUAUGCUGCUGAGAUUUGUAUUGCUCUCAACUUCCUACAUGAGAGAGGGAUCAUCUACCGGGACCUGAAACUGGACAACGUCCUCCUUGAUGCUGACGGACACAUUAAGCUGACGGACUACGGCAUGUGCAAGGAAGGCCUAGGCCCCGGUGACACGACAAGCACUUUCUGUGGAACCCCGAACUAUAUCGCUCCUGAAAUCCUGCGAGGAGAAGAAUACGGGUUCAGCGUGGACUGGUGGGCGCUGGGCGUCCUCAUGUUUGAGAUGAUGGCUGGACGCUCCCCCUUUGAUAUCAUCACGGACAACCCGGACAUGAACACUGAAGAUUACCUUUUCCAAGUGAUCCUGGAAAAGCCAAUCCGGAUCCCCCGCUUCCUGUCCGUCAAGGCCUCACACGUCCUGAAAGGGUUUUUAAAUAAGGAUCCCAAAGAGAGGCUUGGCUGCCGGCCGCAGACUGGAUUUUCUGACAUCAAGUCCCAUGCCUUCUUCCGCAGCAUAGACUGGGACCUGCUGGAAAAGAAGCAGGCCCUGCCUCCCUUCCAGCCCCAGAUCACAGAUGACUAUGGCCUGGACAACUUUGAUACGCAGUUCACCAGCGAGCCCGUGCAGCUGACUCCAGAUGACGAGGACGUCAUAAAGAGGAUUGACCAGUCUGAGUUUGAAGGCUUUGAGUACAUCAACCCGCUUCUGCUGUCUGCUGAGGAGUCCGUGUGAGGCCAUGAGCGUCUCCCUUGUGGACACGCCUGUGAAUGACCCUGUCACUUUACCCUUAACCACAGCAUAUGCAUGCCAGGCUGGGCACGAGGCUCCGAGCAGCCAAGGAGGGAUGCUGGCCACCGAGACCGCAGAGGGACACCCAGCAGGCACUUCUGGACAGAGCAGUCUCUUGUGUCCAGGCCCCAGAGGCUGGCUUUGUGCUGGAGGAAUAGCUUCCUGUGCCCGUGGCAGCCCUACCAGAGGGCAAGACAGUCACGCCAUUUCGAAGGUGCACAUUUUCCACAGAAACAGAACUCGAUGCACUGACCCGCUCCAGGAAAGUUAGCGUGUAAAUGCCCUGAGGAAUAAAAUGUACCGAUGAUGUCGAA